Molecule: messenger RNA, 690 nt
Organism: Prunus persica (peach)
Lineage: Eukaryota; Viridiplantae; Streptophyta; Magnoliopsida; Rosales; Rosaceae
Exons: 2
Coding region: 1-690 (229 amino acids)
Source: RefSeq, a predicted model, not a curated record
AUGUCAACUGAAAGAAGUAGCUUUAUUCAACCAUCAAUCCCACGCUUCGAUGGUCACUAUGACCAUUGGAGUAUGUUAAUGGAGAAUUUUUUGAGAUAUAAAGAAUACUGGAGUCUCGGGGAGAAUGGAAUCACAGCAUAUGCAGGAGGAACGGUGUUGAUAGAAGCUCAACUCAAAACCUUAAAAGAUCAAAAGCUCAAAGACUCAAAGGCCAAGAAAUACUUGUUUCAAGCCAUUGAUCGAGCUAUUUUGGAGAUAAUUCUGAAGAAGGACACGGCAAAGGAUAUCUGGGAUUCCUUGAAGAAAAAGUAUCAAGGCACGGCUAGAGUCAAACGUGCACAACUGCAAGCUCUUCGCAAAGAGUUCGAGAUGUUUCAAAUGAAGAAUGGAGAAACAGUCACUAACUAUUUUGCUCGAACAUUAACUGUUGCAAGUAAAAUGAGGAUACAUGGAGAUAAAAUGGAAGAUGUAACUGUGAUUGAGAAGAUUCUCAGGUCUAUGACACCUAAGUAUAACUAUGAUGUAUAUUCAAUUGAAGAGUCAAAGGAUAUUAAUGCCCUUUCAAUUGAUGAAGUGCAAAGUAGUCUGCUGUAUGAAUGUCCUCAGAAGGAGAAGGAGUACAAGGCUAAUGUGGCAGAGACUGAGGAACAAAUGUUGCUGAUGGCAUAUGUUGAAGAUGAAGGUGAUUAA